This is a messenger RNA of Penicillium digitatum Pd1, 156 nucleotides long. RefSeq names its product Interferon-induced GTP-binding protein MxA. The record is from RefSeq and is a predicted model, not a curated record. NCBI's taxonomy places the organism in Eukaryota, Fungi, Ascomycota, Eurotiomycetes, Eurotiales, Aspergillaceae.
AUGUUUUCACCAGAUCUCGUCGGCGGCUUUGAUGAUGAUAUGCUGACGGAUCUUGCGGGAGAGAACUUCUCCACAGCAAGCCGGCGAAACGACUUGGUAUCCAUGGCUGCACGGUUGAGAGAGGCGUUGGACAUUGCGAAACGCGCUGUACUAUGA